CGAUCGGCGAGAUCCAUUCCAUUCCAUUCCGGUCCAUUGUAUUAUUGUGCUGCGUUUCGUUUCAUUGUACGGCAGCAACGUAAGUCGCACGGCAACCCCCGUCCCAUUCCGUCCCGUCCCGUCCGGCGAGCGAGCUCUGCUUGUUCUGUUUGUUCUCUUCCGCCUCGAAGAGAUCUCCCCGCGAUUUUUGGUGCAAAAAACAAGCGUGCCAUAUCAUCGCUGCCUGCUACGCUCGCCGCCGUGGUUUCUCUUUCCCACUCACACAGCAGACGCUUCCCCUUUGUUCCUCAUAGUACAGUAUCGCACCGUCGUCACAGCUCCACCGACCCAAACACCGAAAACAAAACACACCGGGUGUACCAACACAACACAACCACAAGACAACGACAACCACAAGACAACCACAACCACAAGACAACCACAAGACAAUACAAGACAAAGCCCGCUGCGAAACGAUGCACCCCCAGAAGCUGCAAGACGCCGGACUCCCAAUCCUCCGGGACCUUGACACGGACGACCUGACGCUGGUCCUGGGGCUCGAGGACGACCUCUCCGAGGGCUGCGCCGAUCCCUUUGGCGAGAGCCAUUGCCUCUCGUCGGUGGGCAUAGCGAACGCGAACGCCAACGCCAACGCGAACCACAAGACCACCCACGCCAGCGUCUUUCUGCUGGACCCGGCCCUCUUUCGGUCCGACGAGCUCAACGACGCCGUUCGGAAGCAGCGGGGUUGUGGUGUGGAUUCCCACCUUGCUUCGGAGCAGCAAGCCAACGGUGGUCCCCUUCCGUGGUGGUGCGGAGCGGGCCCAGAGGCACACACGCAGAUUCCGGCGCAGAGGCAGAGACAGAAACACCGCUCGCUCUCCCCCAGGCAGGGGGACCCGCCCCCCGCCAAGGCGCGCAGGGUGGGUUCUUCGCUGGCCAUGAAGCAGAGCCACAGCGACGGCCUCCUGGCCCGGGCCCUCGGGGCCAGGUACACCAAGCACCACCCCAUCCACGGCAACCGCAACAGCAUCGGCCACAGCAACCGCCACAGCAAAAGCCACGGCAUCGGCCACGGCCACAGCAAGAGCCACCACCGCAUCGGCCACCACCCAAGGUCUUCGUCUUCGUCUUCCUUCCGCUUCCAGAGCACCGAAGCGGUGAUCGCCAACGGGCUGGCGAUCGUUUCCCCGGGCGCAGAGCGGGAGGGGGCCUCCGGGAGGGCCAACGCGGCCUGGAACAAGGCCGCGCCCCAGGCACCGGUCCUCGGGAACCCCUUUUUGCGCAAGAGGAGGAAUCCUCCUCCUCCCCUCGGCCACGAGCAAGAACAAGAACGCGAGCAAGAACAAGAACGCAAGCAAGAACGCAACGAAAAAGGCCCCCCUUGUCCCGGGCCAAAAACGAGCCGCUUGCAGGACCUCCUGCUGCGGUCCCGGGAGCAGAGCCUCUCCCAGUCCGCCUGGAGGGAGUCGUCGGCGCGGUCCCUGUCGGGCAAGGGGGCCGCCCCGGUCGUCGUCCCUUCGAGCGCGGACGAAAGCAUCCUCCACGAGGGGUGCUCGGCGGACGACAGCCUCCUGCACCGGUCCUGCCUGCUCUUUCCCAACUCCCGGGCGGUCGUGGAAACCGCGCUCCGGGUCGACCCGGACGCCGUCCGGAGGUCGGUGGUGGUCACCGGCGACGCCGGAACCCACACUAGCAACAACAGCAGCAACAACAGCAACAGCAACACCACCAGCAACAAAACCAACACCAACACCACCAACAGCGGCAUGUACGGCUACCCGAUCAACCUCGCGCUCGCCAGCGGGGCCAGCGAGGCCGUCCUGCGAACCCUGGUCGAAGCCGGCCCCGACGUCCUGGCCCAAAAGGACGGGACCUCAAGGGCCUCGGCGCUGGGAAUCCUCCUCUCCCUCCAGCGGUGCGACCUCUUCCUCGUCGACCUCCUCCUCUCCGCCAACCCGGCCUGCGCGGGGGUCGCCGACCGCAAGGGGAACUACCCCCUCCACCUGGCGGUCCGGUACGCCCGGUCUUCUGCCAUCGUCCGCGCCAUUUGUUCCGCCUGCCCGGGGGCCCAGGGCCUCCGGAACUUUCACUCCCAGACCCCCCUGGACCUCGCAAUCCAGUCGACGCGGUGCCCGGAGGACGUUACGGAUGUUCUGCGGUCCGGGGCCUGCCAAUCCGAGACGAGUCUUCGUGGAAGCGGGGGACCGCACCGGGAAUUCCUGCACGUCCUCGAGGACGGCCUGGACGACAUUAUGCGGAUCAAUUGCUCGUGAAAAAGCGCAACGCAGCGAAACGAAACAAAACGCAACGCAACGAAACGCGGCGGUGGAUCUUCGCCGGCACCGAUGGUGUCCUUGUAACGAAAGUAGUACAGUAAUAACUAAUGUUGAUGAAU
Molecule: messenger RNA, 2377 nt
Organism: Pseudo-nitzschia multistriata
Lineage: Eukaryota; Bacillariophyta; Bacillariophyceae; Bacillariales; Bacillariaceae
Source: the annotation of a GenBank genome assembly